Molecule: messenger RNA, 1683 nt
Organism: Colletotrichum karsti
Lineage: Eukaryota; Fungi; Ascomycota; Sordariomycetes; Glomerellales; Glomerellaceae
Product: dicarboxylic amino acid permease
Exons: 3
Coding region: 1-1683 (560 amino acids)
Biological process (GO): amino acid transmembrane transport
Cellular component (GO): membrane
Molecular function (GO): amino acid transmembrane transporter activity
Source: RefSeq, a predicted model, not a curated record
AUGGGCCAAGACAAGAUGGAACCUGCGGGGAUGGAGAGCCUUUCGCGUCAACAGAGCGCAAAGCUUGGUGAGAUCCAAGAUCCAGCAGACCAGCCAGGCCAUGACCUCCACAAACGUCUCGAGACUCGUCACGUCACCAUGAUCGCACUGGGAGGCGCGCUUGGUACAGGACUCUUGAUUGGCACUGGCUCCGCUCUAGUCAAAACCGGCCCAGCAGGCAUCUUGAUCGACUACUCCAUCGUCGGCUGCAUCGUCUUCCUCGUCAUGGCGGCCCUCGGCGAGAUCAUAUCCUACAUGCCGCUAUCCCACGGUUUCGGUGGCUACGUGACUCGCUUCGUUGACCCGGCUCUGGGCUUCGCAACGGGAUACUCCUACUUCUUCAAAUACCUCCUGGCUACGCCGAACCAGCUCUCUGCGUUCGCCCUCAUCAUGAAGUUCUGGGUUGGCGACCGUGUAAGCCCAGCGGUCUUCAUCACCAUCGCACUGGUUUUGAUUCUUGUCAUCAACAGCGUCAGCGUCAAGGCUUUCGGCGAGUUCGAGUUCUGGUUGUCAUCACUGAAGGUGCUAAUCAUGGUCGGCGUCAUCCUGCUGUUAUUCAUCCUGGCUAUUGGCGGCGGGCCGACUGGUGACCGCCCGGGGUUUCGGUACUGGUCGGACCACGGAGCCUUUGCUGAAUACAAAGUCGACGGCGCCAAGGGCCGAUUGCUCGGGGUAUGGAGCGCAAUGGUAGCCGCUGUGUAUGCCUUCUCUGGUACGGAACUGGUUGGCGUGACGGUCGGUGAGGCGAAGAACCCGCGUCUAAGCAUGCCGAAGGCGGUUCGUUUGACCUUCCUCCGCAUCCUCUUCUUCUACAUCCUCUCCGUAUUUCUGCUUGGGAUGGUGAUCCCAUACGACAGUCAAGAGCUAGCUUUCGCUGCUGGGUCCAAGACCAGCGCCGCUGCUUCUCCGUUCGUUGUGGCUAUCAAGAUUGCCAAGAUCAGGGGCCUGGACCAUGUCAUCAACGCCUGCCUUGUUAUCUUCGUCUUUUCGGCAGCUAAUUCGGACAUUUACAUCUCCUCUCGAACUCUCUACGGCAUUGCCAUUGACGGAAAAGCGCCACGAGUCUUCACUCGCACGACGAAGGCCGGGGUGCCAUUCGUGUCACUGGCCCUUUGCGGAGCCUUUUGUGGACUGGCAUACAUGUCGGUUAGUUCAAGUGCAGCGACGGUGUUCAAUAACCUCACAAGCCUUGUGACCGUCUUUGGCCUCCUCACUUGGAUCUCCAUCCUUGUCUCCCACAUUUUCUUCUGUCGUGCCCGCGACAUCCAGCGCAUCGACCCAGCCUACAUUCCUUACCGAGCCCCCAUGGGACAGUGGGGUUCUUAUGUAGCACUUUGUUUCCUCGUUAUCCUUACUCUUACCAAAGGCGUGGAGGUAUUCGUAGGCAACUUCGACUACAAGGGAUUCAUCGUUCAGUACAUCGGAAUACCUGUCUACCUGAUCUGCAUUUUCGGCUAUAAAAUCGUCAAGAGGUCGCACAGAGUUCGGGCUGAGACCGCCGACCUGGUUACCGGUGUCCCCGAAGAAACGGUUGCGGAGGAAAUGGCGACUGUCGAAGCUGCGAGGAAUGAAAAGGAGACAGCGGCGGGGAAGAGAAGUGUGCUUGCCAAGGUCUAUCGCAAGGGUUUCUCGUGGCUCUUUUGA